UUCGACGCUAAGGUCCAGACUGGGCCAAAAAGGUGUUCGAUCCACCCACAAGUAAGAUCGAUGGCGACUCCGAGCAAAUCGCGAUGGGUACCCUGGUUUCGAGGGGCGGUUGCGACAUCCGAGUUAUGCCCCGUGAUGUUCAGGGCCUAGUGCUUGGUCUUACAGGAGUUCCAGAUGUCACAGGCGGUGUUUCUUCGUCCCAAACCAUAAGUCAGUCCUAUUCUGGUCAGGAAGGAGUGUUGAUGCUGCCUGCUCCAGGUGUGCCUUUCGCAGCUUCAGCUUCUGCUGCCAUACCAUCUAGCUCAUCCAAAGGAAAGGAAAAGGUUGUUGACUCAGGAACACCUGGAGGGACGAAUCCAACAUUCCAGAUUGGCCAGGUAGCAGGGUUGCCUCUCAGUUCAUCUCAAGUUCCUUUGGCAAUCAAGGAGAAUGCUGUUGUUUCGGACGUGAUUUCGCCAAAUUUACUGCCUCCUGUAUCAAUUAUUGCACCUUUGCUGUCUGUUGCUGAUUUGAAGGGAAAAGGAACAGAUCCAGGGGCGCCUGUUGCGGCAGCUCCUUUUACCAUUGCAGAUCCUCUGAAGGUCUCUAAUAUCCAGUCAGUUGGUGUUGUGAAAAGUGCAGUGGGGACUCCUGUAACUCUGAGUGAUGGUAUGGAUGUGAUGAGUUCUAAUAGCCAGGGAGUACAUGGAUUGUCAUCCAUUGCUGGGCUGGGUUCUGAAACUCCUCAGAGUAAAAUCAGCAAGUCAUCUUCGGCAGUUUCGCCUUUGUCUUCAAGGAGUCUCUUGAUAUCACCUCUGGCUAAGGUAAAGAUUGAGAAGCUGGAAUCUUCUGGAACUGGAUCUCCUAAUGUGAGGCAGGAUGAUGAGCAAACAGAAAGUUCGUCCCCUUUUUCGCUUGCUAACCAAGAUUCACAUCGGGCGCCUGAGAAACCUUUCGCUGCUAAGCGUCGCCUGUAUGAAUCUUAGGGUGCAGGAAAGGUGGUUGCCUUUUGUGGAUGCUGAAUUUGCUUCAAGCAAGAAGUCCUUUUGAUGGUGGGCAGGAUGAUUAUGUUGAUCGUUUGAAGAUGUGCUGGUUGGAGGAUUUGCAGCUCUUUUGUAAACUUCUGGGGAACCUGUUUGUGAACUUUGUUGUUGCCUUUCUUGGCUAAUUUUGGCAACUUUGUGGGAAUUAUGUUGUUGGUUUCUAGACAAAACUAAUGGUGCUUCGGGUAUCUGUUUAUGAGGUGCAAGUUUUAAGUACAUGUAAUUUUCUGUGUAAA
Linum tenue is the source of this 1258-nucleotide messenger RNA. The record is from the annotation of a GenBank genome assembly. Lineage: Eukaryota; Viridiplantae; Streptophyta; Magnoliopsida; Malpighiales; Linaceae.